Messenger RNA from Babjeviella inositovora NRRL Y-12698, 1817 nucleotides. RefSeq names its product C2H2-type zinc finger protein. Gene Ontology annotation, molecular function: RNA polymerase II cis-regulatory region sequence-specific DNA binding. Lineage: Eukaryota; Fungi; Ascomycota; Pichiomycetes; Serinales. The transcript has a single exon. Gene Ontology annotation, cellular component: nucleus; cytoplasm. The record is from RefSeq and is a predicted model, not a curated record. The coding region runs from base 212 to 1705 and encodes 497 amino acids.
GAAGGAGUCUGGAGAACUAUCAGGUCAUAAACACUGUUUACGUUCUUUACUGACAGACAGCCCAUCUAGUGUCUGAGAUUAAAUCUGCGCCACUCUGUUUCAUUGUGCCCACUUUUGUAUUACUAGUCCCAUCCACACCCAGCAUCUCGUUCUGUCCAUCUCCCCCACAAUUACGUCUGUGCUUCUUACCUUGCCACACAUACACACCAUAAUGUCCGCCGAAACCGCUGAAAAGAAAAACGAGGAGCUACCUAGACCAUACAAGUGUCCCAUCUGUGCCAAGGCCUUCCACAGGCUCGAGCACCAGACCAGACACAUUCGGACCCACACCGGCGAGAAGCCCCACAGCUGCAACUUCCCGGGCUGUUUCAAGAAGUUCAGUCGCUCUGAUGAGUUGACCCGACACUCGCGCAUCCACACCAACCCUAACUCCCGUCGAAACAAGAACCUCACCGUCAAGUCGAUGAAGGAGUCGGAGGUUGCCCCGGAAAGGGACGAGCCGACGGAUGCCGACGCUGUGGCUGCUGCUGCUGUCAUGGCCGGCGUAGCCCAGCCCAAGGUAAAGAAGCCAACCCAAAAGCUCGAGAUCCCCGCCUAUGGGCAAGUACCGCUGUUGUUCCAGCCCUCGGUGCACCAACCGACCCCAAGUGCCCCACACUUACGGGCGCCGCAGCCGUUUUCCCCGCAACAAGGGAGAUACACCCCCUCCAGCACCAAAAUGGACUUGGACUUGCUUGUAUCGGCAGCCACAGAGGAGUUGAAACACUUGAAGCAGGAACAGACGUGGGCGUUGAAGCUGUCGAAAUCCUCGACCAGCUUGACGGAGCAAGCUGACGCGAUGAGAGACGAUGCGAGCGUCCGCCAGCCGCUCUAUCCGCUUCCGCAUGCUGCCAAGUCGUACACAUCUGUAGAUAGUCUUCUAUCGCAGCACAAGGCGUCGUCGAACGGUGUGGCAUACCUCCCUUCGUUGCUGCGAAUGGCCCCCCUUGGGAAGGCUCUCGCCUCGCCGAAGCACGAUGACCGCCUUGACUUGGAAGAGCUAUCGCGCGUAAAGAGAUCGCGACCAAACUCUCCAAUGCAAGCGGGCUACACAUUGCCCAACUCGCCAAAGAUUGGCCACAUCGGAACGCCAUCCGUGUCGGCGCUGAACAGUUUUACAAACUUGAGCGGAAUGGCGUUCAGCAGCUUGACAAUGAGCUCGUUGAACCGCGGCCCCGCCUCCUUGAGCCGCUCCUUCACCAAUGCCUCAGACAACGGGCUUGCCUCCAAGUCUUCCACCAGCUUGUACGGGGCAUCCACCUCCGUAGCGAGCGUUCCCGGCUGGAGCAUUCCUGCCCAUUCGUACACAAGCUCACCCUUGCACACACCCCUCGUGUCGCCGCGCUUGGCCCCGACCUCCGCUCGCGAAGCCGAAUUGCCGUCGCUCAGGUCGCUCAACCUAGACUUGCCUGCCAAUCUCUCCAUCGCCAAGCUUGUCGGCGACUCGCAUCCCGCCACGGCGUCGUCUGAUGCCACCUCCGCUCCGCCGCUGCAACCGCAGUUCCAGUUCAGAGCCAAGACGCCCGGGCCGUUAAUCAUGCUGAUGAUGUCGCUGUCGAAUCUGGGCGAGCGGAGGGAAAACGGUGAGUUUAUGAAGAAGCGAUCGUUCAGUGCCAACACCGGUGGUCCAAGUGGGCAGGUGUUUGCUGGCGGCAAUGCCAGCUAGGCUCUGUUUGAGCUGUUUUAUUUCUGGCUGUUCAAAAGUUCCGAAGGCGUCUUGUUUUCCUGUUUUCUUUUUGUUUCAUCUUGUGCUAUACGCAAAUAAAUAAUCUACAAAU